Vombatus ursinus (common wombat) is the source of this 451-nucleotide messenger RNA. RefSeq names its product ribosomal protein L35a (gene RPL35A). Gene Ontology annotation, biological process: ribosomal large subunit biogenesis; cytoplasmic translation. Gene Ontology annotation, molecular function: structural constituent of ribosome. Gene Ontology annotation, cellular component: cytosolic large ribosomal subunit; ribosome. Lineage: Eukaryota; Metazoa; Chordata; Mammalia; Diprotodontia; Vombatidae. Bases 73 to 405 code for a protein of 110 amino acids. The record is from RefSeq and is a predicted model, not a curated record. The transcript has 5 exons.
UCCCGUACUUCCUUUUUUCUCCAUCUUGGAGCCGGGGAGGCCUGCUGGAAACAGGACUUCUAGAACAGCAAAAUGUCUGGAAGACUGUGGUCCAAGGCCAUUUUUGCUGGCUACAAGCGAGGCCUCCGAAACCAGAGGGAACAUACAGCUCUUCUGAAAAUUGAAGGAGUCUAUGCUCGGGAUGAAACUGAAUUCUAUUUGGGCAAGAGAUGUGCUUAUGUAUACAAAGCUAAAAACAACACUGUGACUCCUGGUGGGAAACCAAACAGAACAAGAGUUAUCUGGGGAAAAGUUACUCGAGCUCAUGGAAAUAGUGGAAUGGUUCGCGCCAAGUUCAGAAGCAAUCUUCCUGCCAAGGCCAUUGGACACAGGAUCCGAGUGAUGCUCUAUCCCUCAAGAAUCUAGAAUAUGAAAACUGAUUAAAUAAAAUUACACAUUUUUUGCAAAUGUU